AAGUGUCAAAAAAUAUUUUCAAGGUGCUUGAGUCAUAGGAAAUUAAGACGAGAUGGCCUUCAACUUCACCGCGUUCACCUAUAUAGUAGCCUUAAUCGGCGAUGCUUUUUUGAUAUUUUUCGCCAUAUUUCAUGUGAUUGCAUUUGACGUGCUGAAAACUGAUUAUAAAAAUCCAAUUGACCAGUGCAAUAGUCUCAAUCCGUUGGUUCUACCGGAGUACCUGCUGCACAUCUUCCUCAAUUUACUCUUCUUGUUCUGCGGGGAAUGGUUUUCUCUGUGCAUCACCAUUCCCCUCAUAGCCUAUCAUAUGAUAGGCUACGGGGGAUAGGCUACGAGACCCGGACUCUACGACCCAACCACUGUUCUUAAAACGGAAACCCUAUCCCGAAACAUGCGCGAGGGCUGGAUCAAGCUGGCAGUCUACUUGAUUAGCUUUAUCUACUACAUAUACGAAAUGGUUUAUGGUGCCUGGUGCCUGGGGAUCUCGUUGUUGCCGCCAGCGCAUCCGCAUUGUGUAUUAAUUGUCAUUUAACUCGGGUCAUCCUCC
Drosophila ananassae is the source of this 547-nucleotide messenger RNA. RefSeq names its product protein cornichon-like. Gene Ontology annotation, biological process: endoplasmic reticulum to Golgi vesicle-mediated transport. The record is from RefSeq and is a predicted model, not a curated record. NCBI's taxonomy places the organism in Eukaryota, Metazoa, Arthropoda, Insecta, Diptera, Drosophilidae. Gene Ontology annotation, cellular component: endoplasmic reticulum membrane; COPII-coated ER to Golgi transport vesicle.